Molecule: messenger RNA, 1461 nt
Organism: Acanthosepion pharaonis
Lineage: Eukaryota; Metazoa; Mollusca; Cephalopoda; Sepiida; Sepiidae
Source: the annotation of a GenBank genome assembly
AUGAAACGCAAGGCGGGCAUUGCACAAGAACAACACGAGGAUAGCUACCGUUGCGCGGGCGGCAACAAGCUCAUUAAAAUAACAGUUAACAAUCGCAUUUAUGUGGGAUUUCAGCUGAUUGAUCGAUCUCAGCUUGUUCCUAUCUAUCCAUCUAUCUAUCUAUCUAUCUAUCCCUGUUUGCGUAUCUAUUUAUCUAUCUAUCUAAAUCUUUUAAGUAUAAUUUUUCUAUCUAUCUAUCUAUAUAAUCAAUUGUCUGUUCCUAUCUAUCUAUCUAUCUCUGUCCUUUUCAUGACUAUCUAUCUAUCUUCGCCUGUUCAUUAUCUAUCUAUCUCACUCUGUUCAUAUUUAUCUAUCUAUGUAUCCAUGUAUCUAUCUAUCUAUCUAUCUAUCUAUCUAUCUAUCUAUCUAUAUAUAUAUAUAUAUAUAUAUAUAUAUAUAUAUAUAUAUAUAUAUAUAUCAGUUAGCUCAUCAUCUAUCUAUCUAUCUAUCUAUCUAUCUAUCUAUCACAGCCUGUUCAUAUCUCUGUAUCCCAACCAGUUCAUAUCUAUCUAUCUAUCUAUCUAUCUAUCUAUCUAUCUAUCUAUCUAUCUAUCUAUCUAUUGUACUGUGUCCAUAUUUAUCUAUCUAUUUAUCUAUCUCAGUCUGUUCAUAUCUACCUAUCUCAGCCUGUUCAUAUCUCUCUAUCCCAGCCAGUUCAUAUCUAUCUAUCUAUCUAUCUAUCUAUCUAUCUAUCUAUCUAUCUAUCUUCAGUGUCUCAAUCUCUUCAUAUCUAUUUAUCUAUCUAAGCCUGUUCAUUAUCUAUCUAUCUCACUCUGUUCAUAUCUAUCUAUCUACCUCUGUAAAUAUCUAUCUAUUUACUUAUCUCUCUCUCUCUCUCUCUCUCUCUCUAUCUAUCUAUCUAUCUAUCUAUAUAUAUAUAUAUAUAUAUAUAUCAGUCUGCUCAUAUCUAUCUAUCUAUCUAUUCAUCUAUCUAUCUAUCUAUCUCAGUCUGCUCAUAUCUACCUAUCUUUGUUCAUAUCUAUCUAUCUAUCUAUCUAUCUAUCUAUCUAUCUAUCUAUCUGUCUGUCUGUCCCCAUCUAUCUAUCUAUAUAUCUAUCUCAGCCUGUUCAUAUCCAUCUAUCUAUCUAUCUCAGUCUAUUCAUACCUAUCUAUCGCAGGCUAUCAAAACACUUUUUCUUAUUCUCUCUAUUUUUUUUUGUUUAUCCUUUCCCUCUUCGAUUCACACUUCUCUUCAUCGGCCCUCCUUUCUUUGUAUUUUUGUCGUCCUUUCGCGUCCCUCUCUUCUUUCCCUUUGUUAAUGAUUCUAAUCACAUGAGAUCACGCUAUCGAUGUUUAUUUAUUGAUUACCAACGUCGCAUAGCAGCAACUCAAUAUUCCCCGUUAACCACGUCCAAAGAAACAAAUUCUCCCUGUCUUUUUCUUUUUUUUACUUUCUCAGACCUCAUCUUUUUUUGCUUUUAA